Messenger RNA from Lagenorhynchus albirostris (white-beaked dolphin), 1635 nucleotides. RefSeq names its product sorbin and SH3 domain-containing protein 1-like. Gene Ontology annotation, biological process: cell-substrate adhesion. Bases 63 to 1481 code for a protein of 472 amino acids. The record is from RefSeq and is a predicted model, not a curated record. The transcript has a single exon. Gene Ontology annotation, cellular component: cell-substrate junction; cytoplasm; nucleus. Lineage: Eukaryota; Metazoa; Chordata; Mammalia; Artiodactyla; Delphinidae.
UGGCCCGCCCGCCCGGAGACCCGCGAGAGCCCCAGUUACAGAAGACUUGUCCUAUCACCACCAUGAGCUCUGAAUGCGAUGUUGGUGCUUCCAAAGCUGUGGUGAAUGGUUUGGUUCCGGGCGGCAAUGGGCAAGACAGAGACACGGAUCCUACAAAAAUCUGCACUGGGAAGGGAGCGGUGACUCUCCGGGCCUCGUCCUCCUACAGGGAGAUCCCAAGCGGUAGCCCUGUGAGCCCUCGGGAAACCCCGCAAGAGGAAAGGAAACCAGAUGAGUGGAGGCUUCCUUCCAAUGCUGAUGCCAAUGGAAACGCCCAGCCCUCUCCACUCGUUGCCAAGGGCUACCGAAGUGUGCAUCCCAACCUUCCUUCGGACAAGCCUCAGGACUCAAGUCCUCUACUAAAUGAACUUUCUUCAUCGCACGUUGGAACUGAUUCCCAGACCUUUGCACCAGUUAGCAAGCCAUCAUCUGCCUACCCCUCCACGACAAUUGUCAAUCCUACUAUUGUGCUCUUGCAACAUAAUCGAGAACAGCAGAAACGACUCAGUAGCCUUUCAGAUCCUGUCUCGGAAAGAAGAGUGGGAGAGCAGGACUCAGCACCAACUCAGGAAAAACCCACCUCCCCUGGCAGGGCUGCUGAGAAGAAGGUGAAGGAUGACAGCAGGCGGGUGGCAAAGAGCACUCAGGACCUGAGCGAUGUUUCCAUGGAUGGUGUGGGCAUCCCACUCCGGAACACCGAGAGAUCAAAAGACUGGUACAAGACCAUGUUUAAGCAGAUCCACAAACUAAACAGAGAUGAUGAUUCAGAUCUGUACUCUCCUCGAUAUUCCUUUUCUGAAGACACAAAAUCUCCCCUUUCUGUGCCGCGCUCAAAAAGUGAGAUGAACUACAUUGAUGGUGAGAAGGUAGUUAAGAGGUCGGCCACGCUUCCCCUCCCGACCCGCUCUUCCUCGCUAAAAUCAAGCCCAGAAAGAAACGACUGGGAGCCCCCAGAUAAGAAAGCGGAUACAAGAAAAUACCGUGCAGAACCCAAAAGCAUUUACGAGUAUCAGCCGGGCAAGUCCUCCGUUCUGACCAACGAAAAGAUGAGUCGGGAUAUAAGCCCAGAAGAGAUAGAUUUAAAGAAUGAACCUUGGUAUAAAUUCUUUUCGGAAUUGGAGUUUGGGAAACCGAGCUCAGCAGUCAGCCCCACUCCGGAAAUUUCUUCAGAGCCUCCUGGAUAUGUAUAUUCUUCCAACUUCCAUGCGGUGAAGAGGGAAUCAGAUGGGGCUCCCGGGGAUCUUACCAGCUUGGAGAAUGAGAGGCAGAUUUAUAAAAGCGUCUUGGAAGGAGGAGAUAUCCCUCUCCAGGGCCUGAGUGGGCUCAAGAGGCCAUCCAGCUCGGCCUCAACUAAAGGUAACUGGGCGAAGCCUGCAGGCCUCUCGCCCAUCCACACGGCUAUCAGGAUAUCUCUCGCCCGUCCACACCCAUUCCUGGGGUGAUGACAGCGAGGGUGAACCUCCAGCGACUGGGAUGAGUUUUGACUCGUUGAGAUCCAUUUCCAGGCCACGGAGCCCUUGUAGUCCCCUCCCCUAGUAUCUCACCGGCCAUUUUUCUUUCUGGUACGAAUAGUUUCCCUUCCUUUGAACCCCAACC